Molecule: messenger RNA, 10106 nt
Organism: Tympanuchus pallidicinctus (lesser prairie-chicken)
Lineage: Eukaryota; Metazoa; Chordata; Aves; Galliformes; Phasianidae
Gene: ZNF148
Product: zinc finger protein 148
Exons: 7
Coding region: 155-2641 (828 amino acids)
Biological process (GO): regulation of transcription by RNA polymerase II
Cellular component (GO): nucleus
Molecular function (GO): DNA-binding transcription factor activity, RNA polymerase II-specific; RNA polymerase II cis-regulatory region sequence-specific DNA binding
Source: RefSeq, a predicted model, not a curated record
ACGUGUGACAUCCCGGCUCGGGGAGCUGCUGAUGGGAGAGAGCUUUCCUUUCUCUCCAGCGGCACCGUGACCUCUGGGACCGGCAGAUCGCAGAGCGGCACGGUCUUCUCACAAAUGGGAUCUCGGUGGCUUUGUUUGCUGUAGUUGCCCGCAGAUGACAGGCAGGCUGUGCGUGCUGGCUAGCAGCGUGUACCUGGGCCUGCCCUGCUUCAACAUCUUGGACUGCCCAGAUCAGAUUUCACUCCUGUUAUUGCACUUAAGAAUGAACAUUGAAGACAAGCUGGGAGGAUUAUUUCUUAAAUGUGGUGGCAUAGACCAGAUGCAGUCAUCCAGGGCUAUGGUAGGGAUGGGUGCAGUAUCUGACCAGUCCGGAGUGUCGGGAGAACGGCAAGAGGCAGUGCUUCAAGAUCGGACUAUGGCGCACCAGGAAAUUCUUGCACCAGACGAAGUGUUACAGGAAAGUGAACUUCGACAGCAAGAGAUGAUUUCACAUGAUGAACUCAUGGUCCAUGAGGAGACGGUAAAAAAUGAUGAUGACAUGGAUACGCAAGAUAGACUUCCUCAAGGGCUGCAGUAUGCUGUUAACGUCCCUAUCAGUGUAAAGCAAGAAAUUACCUUUACUGAUGCAUCUGAACAACAGAAACGAGACAAAAAACAAAUACGAGAGCCAGUAGAUUUGCAGAAAAAGAAGAAAAGAAAACAGCGUUCACCAGCAAAAAUCCUUACAAUAAAUGAGGAUGGAUCACUUGGUCUGAAAACCCACAAAUCUCAUGUUUGUGAGCAUUGCAAUGCUGCCUUUAGAACCAACUACCAUUUACAGAGACAUGUCUUCAUUCAUACAGGUGAAAAACCAUUUCAGUGCAGUCAGUGCGACAUGCGUUUCAUACAGAAGUACCUGCUACAGAGGCAUGAGAAGAUUCAUACUGGUGAGAAGCCAUUUCGUUGUGAUGAAUGUGGUAUGAGGUUUAUUCAGAAGUAUCACAUGGAAAGGCACAAAAGAACUCACAGUGGAGAGAAGCCUUACCAGUGCGAGUAUUGUUUGCAGUAUUUCUCCAGGACUGAUCGUGUGCUGAAACAUAAACGUAUGUGCCAUGAGAACCGUGACAAGAAACCCAACAGAAGUGCCACCAAAGUUGGCUUUUUGCCAUCGGAGGAAGAUUCUGGUUUCUCUACGCCUAUGAAAGACAGCUCCUUGCCAAAGAAGAAAAGGCAGAAAACAGAGAAAACAAAAUCUGGAGAUAAGGACUGUACGGAUAAAUCAGAGCAGAAGAAGGACAAAAAUGACUAUUUGCCUUUGUAUUCUGCUAGUACGAAAGUAAAAGAUGAAUAUAUGGUAGCAGAAUAUGCUGUCGAGAUGCCACAUUCUUCUGUCAGUGGGUCGCACUUAGAAGAAGCAAAUUCUGGAGAAAUACACCCUCCCAAACUCGUUCUCAAGAAAGUUAACAGCAAGAGGAGUCUUAAACAGCCACUUGAGCAAAGUCAAAGCAUUUCACCUUUAUCUACAUAUGAAGACAGCAAAGUUUCAAAGUAUACCUUUGAUCUUGUGGAUAAACAGAGUUUACUGGACUCUGAAGGUAAUGCUGACAUUGAUCAAGUUGACACAUUACAAGAAGGGCCCAGUAAACCUGUACACAGCAGCACUAACUAUGAUGAUGCAAUGCAGUUUUUAAAGAAAAAGAGGUAUCUACAAGCAGCUAGUAACAACAGUAGGGAAUAUGCCUUGAAUGUAAGUACCAUAGCAUCUCAGCCUUCUGUAACACAGGCAGCUGUGGCAAGCGUCAUUGAUGAAACUGCCACAGCUUCGAUAUUAGACACACAGGCACUGAAUGUUGAAAUUAAAGGCAGCCAUGACAAAAAUGUCAUUCCAGAUGAGGUACUGCAAACUCUGUUAGAUCAUUAUUCACACAAGGCUAACGGACAGCAUGAGAUCUCCUUCAGUGUGGCUGACACUGAGGUGACCUCCAGUAUAUCAAUCAAUUCUUCCGAAGUAUCUGAGGUCACCCAAUCUGAGACCGUUGGAACAAGCUCUCAAGCUUCCUCAUCAGAUAAAGCUAGUAUGUUACAAGAAUACUCAAAGUUUUUACAACAAGCUUUGGACAGAACUAGCCAAAAUGAUGCCUAUUUGAACAACCCAAGCCUUAAUUUUGUGACUGAUAACCAGACUCUUACAACCCAGCCAGCAUUUCCUUCCAUAGAGAAGCAGGUCUACACUUCUAUCCCCGUCAACAGCUUUCGCUCGGGAAUGAACUCUCCAUUAAGAACAACUCCAGACAAGUCUCAUUUUGGACUAAUGGUUGGUGAUUCGCAGCACCCUUUUCCAUUUUCAGGUGACGAGGCAAAUCAUUCUUCCUCCUCCUCUACACAGGACUUCUUGGAACAAGUAACUUCUCAGAAGAAAGCAGAGGCACAGCCUGUUCAUCAAGCAUAUCAAAUUAGCUCCUUUGAGCAGCCCUUCAGAGCUCAGUAUCAUGGGGCAAGAGCUGGAAUAUCAUCUCAAUUUAGCACUGCCAAUGGACAGGUGAACCUUCGGGGACCAGGGACAAGUGCUGACUUCCCAGAAUUUCCCUUGGUGAAUGUAAAUGAUAGCAGAGCUGGGAUGACUUCUUCACCUGAUGCCACAACGGGCCAGACUUUUGGCUAAGAAAUCUUUGUAAAUAAUACUGGCACUUUAGAACACAUUUGUCAAAAGGGGGUUGCUCUGUAUAAGAUGGAGUUCUGUACAGCUUUUAAGAGCGCUAUGUUAAAACAAAAGUAAGCUGAUAUUAGCAAGACCAAUAACUGCUUUAUAUUUUUUAUUUCCUUUUUCCUGGUUAGUAACCAGUAAUUGAUCUGCCUCACGUCGUUGCCCUUAUCAAAGGCAGAUUAUUAUUCACUUGUUUGAAUCCAGUAAUUAUUUUAACUUCUAUAAAAUUUAAAAUAAACAGAAUCCCCAGGUAAGACUUUUCCCCCAUGAUUGCUUCCUUACUGGUUUCCUGGUGUGCUUUGGGAAGACAGUUUAUUGUCUGCUACUAUUCAUAUUGUCAUUUUCAGGCUUGUCAGUGUAGUCAUUGCUCUUCAUCAGGGAACCAACGUGUACUGAACACACAGAAUAAACUGCAAGUUUAAAAGUCAAGCAGAUAUGGCUUUAAAAGAUGGCAUUUUCUGGAAAAAUAAUCUCGCUUCCAUCUCUCUCAAAAAAUAAUUUUAGAUCACAUGCCCUUUGUUUCUGCUUUCCAUUACCUUGAGUUGUGUUUGGAGGAAAAAAUGAAUUCUGGUAGACUAACUCUACUAUUUAAAAGUCGAAUUGAUUUAAAAUUCUUUAAACAAUUUUUUAAGCAAACACAUAACUGCUAAUGCAUUUACUUCGUUCCUGAAGUAAUGUGUAUUUCUUUGUACAGCUGAAUCUAGAUGUAACUUUUUAAUGACUUUUUUCAUAUGCAGAUAUCAAGAUUUUGAAGUUUUAGUUAAAAUAUUCUGUAGAUAACAUUCCCAGUUACAUAAUACUUACACAAACUGUGUAUUCCAAGAUUUAAAAGCUUAACUGUACCUUACCCUACAUACUCACGAUUAACAUAGAGCACUUAGUCUAUUUGAUUGAUUUGAUUUCUCAAAAAAAGAAAAAAAUUAAGAUUUUUAGGUUUGAUACGGUUGCAUCAUUUUCAUCUCAUACAGCUUCCAAUAUACAGUGAGACUGGGUAUCCUGAGCUUCUGUCUUAAUUCUCUGUCUAGAAUUAUGACAGUUCAGCUCAUUAAAUUAAUCAAAAUAUCCCCAUGAGCUGAAGAAGUGGGCAUUCAAAUUUCAUGCAUCUUCUUAAUGUUUGAUUAGAGAAGGUCAUUCCAAUUUUACCAACCAAAACUGUUGAGUAAUGCUAGUGAACAGGAUUUCUUUCUCAAUAUAAAUGAGCGAUCAGAAGUUUUCAUUGCAUUUCACAAUAUAAAUAAACUACAAAGUUUAUCCCUCUACCACAAAUAUGGUUUUUUGAAUAGUACUUUGUCUUGAAGUAUGCAGUAUGGUACGAUAAGUAGUUCUGUGUGCAUUUUUAAGGUGGUAAGAUUUGAGUAGCAUAACUAUUGUGUAGUUUAAGUUAACAAUUUACAGAUUUUUGAACUGUAUGUUCAUAAUAUUGCACCUUCCCUAAAGGGACACUGUCUGGUAGUUUAAGGCAGUUUAAGCCUAAUGUAGGCUGAUUAACCAGGGAAAAACAUGCACGCGCAGACACGUGUGUGUGUGUGUGUGAAUAUAUAUAUAUAUAUAUGUAUGUAUAUAUAUAUGUAUGUUUUUUUUUAUAGGAUUGCAAACAUUCUUUUACAGCACUAUUGCUAGCUGGUAUUUCUCAGAUGAAGCCAUCAUGUAGGAGAAAAUACUGCAUCUCAUGGAGCUAUAAAAUAUAUCUUGCUUUUGAAGGGACUUGAGCAGGGCACAGAAUAGUCCCCACCUCUUCUGAAAACAGUAGCAAUUUAUUGUUUUUUUUUCUUUUUGAUAGGAAGCUGAUUUUACAGGUGGUUUUUUUUCUUUCUUUCUUUUUUUUUUCCCUUAUGGUAUCACUAUUAAAGCACUAACUUCACUUGGUACAAUUCAGGGAGAAAGCAUGUUUGUAAUCCAUGGCUUGCUUCCUGCAUUGUCAGGAAAUACAAAUUGCAUAAAAUUCUCACUAAGUAUUUUUGUAUAGGAAAACAAAUCAUGUUUUGACUUGUGUGUUUAAUAUAAGGAAGGUGUUUCUGCAUGUUAUCACUUGCCAGUAACUUGGUCUGAAUAUUUGGCCCUGAAUUAAAAAAAAAGAAUGUGCAUCAAGGGAGAAGAGUAAAUUCCUUGUGGACUAUUAAUAAUACAUGUAAAACAAAAAUUAUUGGAAAGAAUAUUUUCAAUCUGAUUCAUGUCUCUGUUUUUCUUCCUUUGUGGUCAGUUGGUUGGUUUUUGAUUUUCUUUUUUUUUUUUUUUUGGCUUUCCAUUCUGCUUUGCACAGAUAUAAUAAAUAUGGCCCCCAUAGCCUCGAAGCCACCUCCUGUUACACCUGUUUUGUUCUCAUCGUUCUAUUUCCAUGACAUCCUAGUUUGUGCUGCCUGCUUAAUAUGUUGUUGACAUCUUUGUUCUAAUGUCCUGUUGUUGCAAGUAGAUGACCAUUACUAGUAAUACUGUUUGCUGUAAAUACGACAAGCAGCAAAUGCCAAAAGAAAAAGGAAAAACAAAGAAAAACAAGUGGGAGGGGUGGGGGGUGGCUGGGAGAGGGCAACUAGAUUAUUACUGCACUAGUCUGGUCUGGUAGGAAAGUAAAAGGAAUAAAAAGCCUGAAUCUCCUAAAGCAGAUUGACUCAUUUUUACUUAACAAAAGUCACUGCAUUGAUUCUCUGCUGAGAGAAGGUGAUGGAGGAGUAGCAGGGAGCGCUGUUGCCUCGCGCCAUCUUCACUCUUAACAAAUCGCUGCUUGGGUAUGUGAGUGAGCAAGCUGCUGUACAGAGGGAAGGAACUCACCCUUCCCCAGAGCAAAGUGGGAGUCAUCUGAGAAGAUGUUAUUCCUUCUGUCGUAGUUCCUUCUCCAGUCUUCUGAUGAGCCAUUACAGCUAUCCUCAGUGCCUUAGGACAGGCUGUGAAGUCCCAGUGUAGCCUGUGGGGAAUAUCUAUAGGAUUCUCAAGUACCUGAUCUGCCGAUGCUUGAAGCUUUCUGUGACAGAGGAGUUAACCAAAUAUACUGCUAUCAUUUCCUGAGUGCAUGCCCUUUCAUUCUGGAAAAAGUCUGUAUGUAGUUCUGGGAGACUGCUCUGUGUAAAAGCUUGCGCUUCGUCAAUAAUUACAUUAUUUAAUAAGAUUUUCUACUGUUAAAAUCCUGCUGCUUCUAAUCUGCUACAGAUGCAUGUUCUUCGUUUCAAGCAGGUCGCUGUUCAUUUCUGUUAGUUUUCCGUGGAUGUCCAAAAGAGCUGAAAAAGCAGCGACGUCGGUGUUAGUUCUGUUCUUGUACUGCUGUGGUCGCUCAGCAGAAGUUGGAGUUAGCAUCUGUAUUGCAUAGAGCGAGCAACACAGGUUCUUUCUGAAGGGUCAUGCAGGCUGCAGGUGUGUGUAUGUGUGUCUGCUUUUGUGGCUCUCUCCAGCCACAAUGAUUUUUUUUUAAAAGAGGAAAUGGAUGAUGUUUAUUACCAAACUAUAUAUAUACAUAUAUGUCUAUAUAUAUAGACACAUAGUCAUAGGCCAUAUUUUGGACCUAAAUUACUUGACAGUGUCCCUUUUAGCAUGAGUCCUUUGGUAUAUUUUACCGUUCACGUAACAGACGAUGAAGGAAUCAGCUUGGAAUGGUAUCCUAAUAAGCAUUUACCUUUUCUUCUUUUGAUUUGAGAAUGAAUUAAUCACAAAUGGCAAGGUUUAGAGAGAAGGGUUAACAAUGUGUAUCGCUGUACACUGGUUUACAAAAUACAUAAAUUGAAUGAUAAAGGAAUUAUGUUAACGAUCGCGUGUCUCCUAGUAUUGUCUUGAGGAAAAUGGUGUUUCAGGAAGAAAAUAGGACAAGAAAGUAUCUGCAUGAAUUAACACUUGCAUUACUUUUCUAUUGUACUUGUCGGUUUUCUGGAUGAGGGGAACUUUUCAUUGUUAAUUGAGAAGUACAGUAAAAUCUUGCUAAUUCGCUGACAGCUAACCAGAGCAUCCCAUAGGUUUAUAUGUCCCCUAUGGUCUCUCUCUUCCCACCUCUCUGCGAUGUGCUAAAAAGUACAGUAGCCAAGUCUCGUAUGAGUAAUACUGUACUGCUUCACCUGAGUAUACUACAGAAUCUAUGUCAGUAUACUGGGAGGUACACGAAGCACUGCAAACUAAAUCACAAUUGUCAGAAUAAAUGAACAAAGUACCUUUUGUGAUGUGACAUCCUUGCUUUCAUUGCCUGCUUCUUCACUACUUUCAAAAUUGUGAUUUCUAAAGGGUUUCCGAGUCACUGCUGCGAAUUAUUGGGGUUCUACUGUAACUUUUGGAAGCAUUCGUAUGUUGUCCUAUGAAAACUUUCCACCUGGACGUAUACAUGAUAUUCCAUGCUUGUUCAGAAUAUUUUUACAGUGUUUGUAUCACGCGUAGUAACUAUUUGAAAUGAACCAGAAUAUUUGGGUGAAUUCAGUCUGAAUUUUGCAGCAUUGGAUUUCUUUAUGUAUGUAUAUUUGCCAACUAAAUAUUCUUGGUUUUGAGAGCUUUGGUUUUUUUUUUUUUUCUGUUUGUUUGUUCUUUGUUGGCCUGUUUUAAUACCAUUACAAAUUGCAGGGAAAACCCUAAUGCUCCAGGGAAUACGUUUGACAAAUCUAAUAGGCAGAAAUCUGCUUCUGCAGUCGGUACCAGUACACAUGUGAACUUUCAGAUUACAUGGUUGGUACUGAGGCAAGCUCAUCGUGUUACACUCUGCUAGUUUUAAAUGUGUUACGGAGAUGAAGCCUUGUAACUUUGAAAGUUCAUUCGACUUACGGUAAUGCAUGUUUGUGUUAGGCAUGUAAUGCAUUUAGCUGAAGCUCACUUGGCAAGGGGCAAGUACUAGAAAGUAUUACUGCUAAUGAGAAGAGUUGUCUCUAAGUUAAAACUUCAACCUUUGUUCAAGUUUAAAUUGCUUUGUGUCAGGGAAAUACAUUUAUAGUCGCUUUUGCUCUACUCUGCGUAAAGAACCUUAUGUUUCCUUUUUAAAAUUGUAACUUUUGGUAGGAAACACAAACUGAGGCAAGCAGACAUUUCUAAGAGUUGUUUCUUGCUCUCCUUAAUCCAAUGGAUGGAAAGGUAAUAUGUGUAAACAACAUUAUUUUAUUUUUUUAUGCAAUAUCAUGCUGUAAAUAUGAUUUAUCAAAUAAGGAUGUACCUAUGAUUGAAUCUUUGAUUCUGCACAGUUAGAGUUUAUAUAUAAAUAUAAAUGUCUUGACAAUCAAGGACUUAUGUCAGUCUUCCUUUAUGAUGUUUAUUAUUGUUAUGCAUUCCAUUUGUUUGAAUCGAGUACCGAUGUGGAAAUUUGUAUUGUCUGUAAAGUAUGUAAUGUUUUUAUAGCCUGUUUAAAGAAGAAACAACAAACGCUGUAAAUAGGUCUGGACUGAUGGCAGUACCGCUCUGUUCGAAGGCGUACGAUGUUGUACUGUUUGUAAGCAAUAAUACAUGACAGUGCUAACUUUACGAGUAGCAUAAGGAUAAGUUCCAAAAAUACCUUUGGGGAGUUAAUAGCCUUGAGUGAAUGAAUAUUCUUAAUCGUUUUUUAUAAAUAAAUUCAAAUGUCCUCCUGCUGGAGUAGGUAACAUUGUUUACACAGCACAAUCUCAGUCACAGAGAGGACAGCCUUUAGAUCCAUGGCUUCAUCCGUGCACACUUUGAGUAAGAAAGGAAUGGCUUGGCUGCACUUCUGCGAGAGGAGGAAGACUGCAAAAGUUGAAUAGCUGUGUCUCUAAAGGAUGAGAGAUACUAUUCUGCUUCUGUGCUGAUUCCUGACAACUCCUCUGCUUAAAUUUGGAGUCUUUAAGUCCUGAUACUGAGCUGACGAGACUUGGGCCUCCAGUACAAAGGAGUGGUUCUCUCCGUAUUUCGUAUGCAGUUAAACAGUGAACUUCCAAGUCACAUGUUCAGUUGAGUUGCGUAUUUUUCCAGUUGUGAGCUAUGAGAUGAUGAGUUUAUUCCGACAAAUAAACUAAACGUCAAACUUAUAGUUUGAAUUGAGUAGGGAUUAGACUGUACAGAGCAGCAAAACUAUUUGAACGCAGUCAUCACUGCUUUAGAACCCCCCACCCCGAUUUAUAAAUGUAUAUGACCUACAUUUUAUAGAAAAGAAAAUGUUUUUAAAUGCUAGUCAUUUAUAUAAUAUGUGCUUUGAAGGAUUUGCUAGUCCACUUCUGUCACUUUUAGUACACUGGUAUCUUUUUAUAUGUAAUGUAUGCUUUUUAUUAUUAUUGUAGUAAAGCAUUUCAGUAGGAGGAAUUUUGCAACAGUAUGAGGGGUUGAACUUUUCCUUGUCAGAAAUGAAUUAUACUGGACUUUGUCUGUGUAGUCUUGUCUUUCUUUUAACGCUGUCUGGAAGGGAGCUUGGUGUUCAAUAAAGCAAGUGACCUCCUUUUAUGUUGAAGGCAUACUAUGUAAUGCUGAAUCGGAUCUGGAAACGUGAUGGAUUUGAAGACAGAGCAAUUAGUACAAACUCUAAGCGUGCAGAAGAAACUGUGCUCUGGAAAACCUGGUGAUACAUAUCUAGUGGAACACUGUUACGGUGCAUUUUCUGAUCUAGUGUUAUUUUCCUCAAGUCCAAAUGCCUUCUUCGUACUUCAACUAAUAAACAGAAAAAUCCAUAUAGAUAAACUUAGGACAAUAGGUUUAUUUAGAUAAUUAUACAGUAUUUCUUUAUCCUACGCCAUCUAUUCCGUCCGUUUAUUACUAGGCAAAAGAUCAUAACCUGAAUUCCAUCAGUAAAAGUAUGUAUAUUGAUAAGAGAUGGUUUUGUAGGAACUGGGCAAGGAUGAAAUUUGUAUAUUCUUUAUGACAGAAACCAAGGUGGGGGUCUGUCUGUACUCCUGGGAGAUGAGGAAGUCCCCGAUACAAAGAAUGUGUGUGUGAGUGUGUGUGUACAUAUGUGAAAGAUGCAUGGGCCUCCUGGCAAAAGUGAUACAAGUGUAAAAGGAUUUAAUGUAGCUCAACACAUGACUUAUGUUUAGUAUGUAAAAGAAACGUAUAAAUUUCAUAAUUCAAAAAGACAAAAAUAGUUUUGCAGGAAACAAAACUAUUUGGAUAGCAGGCUUGACCAAAUAAAUGUUUUGGUUAAACUUGAUAUAUUUUAAAUGAUUCUAUUUCUGCCUUUAUUUCUGCCCUAAAAGCAACCUAAAGUAUUUUGGGAGUUACUCUUAUCUGUUCCUUUGACUGUGAGUGUAAUUUAUAUCAUGGUUUACAAAACGUGGCAUGAAGGAUCGGAUUGUUUUAUCUGUAUAAUACAAUGAAAGAUGGCUUUUUUUACAUAAUCACGGUGAAUGGUAUUGUAUUAGGAUUGAUUUAUUCAUUCGGUGACUUAAUGAGUUCCAUCGCUUUUGACAUAAUUGUUUUCUUAUGGUUAACUUAGUCAUUUGGGGCUUAUAAUACCCUCCUAUGUAUUGUGAUACUAAGGGAAGUUAUGUUUUCGCUUUAUUUUUAAUUAAACUAAUAGUUUGAUAAUUUA